Megachile rotundata (alfalfa leafcutting bee) is the source of this 1599-nucleotide messenger RNA. It is a transcript of the gene cathD, whose product is annotated as cathepsin D. Gene Ontology annotation, molecular function: aspartic-type endopeptidase activity. NCBI's taxonomy places the organism in Eukaryota, Metazoa, Arthropoda, Insecta, Hymenoptera, Megachilidae. Gene Ontology annotation, biological process: proteolysis. The record is from RefSeq and is a predicted model, not a curated record.
AGCUUUAUUAGAAAGGCUCUUGCUCGAAGCUGCGUCAGUUUUGUGUAUGACAGUGGUGUUAAUUAAUAUAUAUCGAGAAGGAAGUUCUUUUUCUAAUAUUGUUUUUAAUAGAAUGUUAUAAAUUUUUUUUGUUUAAAAGUAAAUUGGCAAGUUUGUUAAAAAUGUUUCGUACCCUCGCAUUUUUAUGCGUCUUAGUCGCAGCAAAUGCAGAACUCCGAAGGAUUAAAUUGCAUAAGAUAGACCGUAUACGCAGUCAAUUAAAGGAAUAUGAUACAGACUUGGUACAAACACGCAUAGUACAAGGAGAUGUUAUCCUACCUGAACCUCUUUCUAAUUAUCUCGAUGCCCAAUAUUAUGGUGUCAUCAAUAUUGGAACUCCACCUCAGAAGUUUAGAGUAAUCUUUGAUACAGGUUCUUCGAAUCUCUGGGUUCCUUCUAAAAAAUGUCAUUUGACUAAUAUUGCGUGCAAAUUGCAUUAUAAAUAUGAUAGCACCAAAUCGUCCACAUAUAAGAAGAAUGGUACCGACUUUUCUAUACGUUAUGGUUCUGGAAGUCUCUCUGGCUAUCUUUCUACUGAUAUGGUAGACGUUGCUGGUAUUAAAGUUAACGAUCAAACGUUUGCCGAGGCGUUGAGCGAGCCCGGCCUAGCAUUUGUCGCCGCUAAAUUUGAUGGUAUUAUGGGAAUGGCAUACUCUACAAUUGCUGUUGACGGUGUAACACCUGUUUUCUACAACAUGGUCAAGCAAGGAUUAGUUUCACAACCUGUGUUUAGUUUCUAUUUGAACAGAGAUCCUAAUGCAGAAUUUGGCGGAGAAAUGAUACUUGGUGGCUCAGAUCCAAAUCAUUAUGUUGGUCCAUUUACUUAUGUUCCUGUAGAUAAGAAAGGUUAUUGGCAAUUUGCAAUGGACAGAGUUGAAGUAGGUUCGGACGUUAAAGUUUGUGAGAAAGGAUGUGAGGCUAUUGCAGACACAGGCACCUCUUUGAUCGCUGGACCAGUAAAAGAAAUUGAACUGCUCAACAAGAAAAUUGGUGCUACCCCUAUUGCAGCUGGAGAAGCAAUGGUGGAGUGUGAUAAAAUUCCUGAUUUGCCUACAAUUACAUUUGUAUUCGGUGGCCGCUCUUUCCCUCUAAGAGGCGAAGACUACGUUCUUAAGGUUACACAACUUGGAAAAACUGUUUGCAUAAGUGGAUUUAUGGGAAUGGACAUUCCUCCUCCAAAUGGUCCACUAUGGAUCUUGGGAGAUGUAUUCAUUGGUCGCUAUUAUACCGAAUUUGAUAUGGGAAAUAACCGUAUUGGUUUUGCCGAAGCUAAAUAGACGUGUCAAGUUAUCAAACCAAAACAAUUUUUAAUUAUACCUUUUUCUUGGCAUUCUAGCUAAGCGAUUCGUUCGUUUCAUGUCUUCGGAAAUUGUUUAAUUGAAAAGUUUCUUACAUAUUAAAUCUAUACUAUGUAACGCUUUCAAAAAUAAAAUAAUAGUUAAACUAAAAACAAAUAUACAUAAAAUAAUUUUCUAUAAUGAAAUAUGCGUGUAAAUGUACCAUAAAGUGUAUCAUAAAUACACUGCAAAAACGAAAGCAAUAAAUUUUGUUUAAGUCAUA